AUGGCCCAAAUCCUGGAGGGCGGGAGGGACGAGGCGGAUGGGGAGCAGGCUGCGGCGUUUCACGAGGUCGCGAGCGCCCACGUCGCUAAGGCGGGAGGCAGCGCGCCUGCAGCAGCGCAGGUGGACGCCUCGGCCGAGCACUCGGACUGCUGGAUCCCGUGGCAGGCCGACGCGCCCGCGGGGCAGGGGCACCGGGCGCCCCGGACCAUCUACCACGCGUUCCACAGGAGUUUCGCCGACGUCGCCAAGAUGGUCCCCGAGCUGCGCCAGAUGGGCUUCGACUCUGUGCAGAUCAGCCCCGCGCAGAAGUCGAAGGACGGCCACGAAUGGUGGGCCCGCUACCAGCCGAAGGAUUACGACGUCAUCGAGGGCUACGGAACCGUCGAGGCGUUGAGCCAGUUGUGCAGGUGUGCCCGGGAGCAUAGCAUGAUCGUUAUCGCAGACGUGGUCUUCAAUCACAUGUUGGUCGUCGCGAGCGCCAACGAAUGGGAGCAGGCGCAGCGCGACGAGUCCAGGUUAAGGGCGCUGCAGCUGAGGCUCGAGAAGGAGGUGGGGCCCACCUUCAGCGCCGCAGACUUCCAGUGGCCUUGGUUCAAGCUCUACGGGCACCACUGGGACAAUCUCAGCCGCUACGAGGGCUGGGGGAACGGCGAGUGGUCGGAGCUGCGCCACUGCUCCAAGGUGGUGUCAGUGCACAACCGCCACUUGCAGAUCCUCCUGGACGCUGGCGUGCGUGGUUUCCGAUUCGACGCCGUGAAGCACAUGCGUGUGGAGCACAUCGCCGAAUACGUAAUCUGGCUGCCGCAUCUUUGCUUAUGCUACUCAUGA
Messenger RNA from Prorocentrum cordatum, 828 nucleotides. The record is from the annotation of a GenBank genome assembly. NCBI's taxonomy places the organism in Eukaryota, Dinophyceae, Prorocentrales, Prorocentraceae.